Babesia bovis T2Bo is the source of this 2216-nucleotide messenger RNA. Its product is annotated as Metallopeptidase M24 family protein. NCBI's taxonomy places the organism in Eukaryota, Apicomplexa, Aconoidasida, Piroplasmida, Babesiidae. The transcript is spliced from 7 exons. Gene Ontology annotation, molecular function: metalloaminopeptidase activity. The record is from RefSeq and is a predicted model, not a curated record. The coding region runs from base 36 to 2201 and encodes 721 amino acids.
AUGUACAUUAAUACCACCAAUGCAAUCAUAUACUCAUGUAUCAAGUAACCACCGGAGCUGUGGCUCUGUUAUGUUUCCUUAGCUUGGCGGCGCACCGUCGUACUUCACUCCCCGCCAGAAGACAACCUUUUCCUUUCUUUAAGACACAUUGUAUUAUAUGUAAAUUACAGGGAAAGGAUAAGAACGAACUACCAUUGCUACCCUUUUUAAAUGCGGUAUCAAACAACAAUAAAGAGAAAUUACAUAAAAAUUUUAACCAAAACAAACGAGAAGUAAAAUCAACAACAGAACGGAAGCCGCAAUAUAAUUCCGAGACAGAUAACACAAUGGCAGAUAAUCUGACGCCAACACACAAGCUUAUGAAAGCGCUUGUCACACAUAAUCUAGAUGCACUUAUAAUCGACCAUGACGACCCUCACGCAACUGAAAUACCACACGAAGCAUUCGGAGGAUUGGAAUUCGUAUCUAAAUUCACCGGUAGUUGGGGACAAGCACUAGUGUCUACAGAAGGAGCAUGGUUGUGGACCGAUUCAAGGUAUUACAUACAAGCAGCAAGGGAACUCCAGCAACCUUGGGAACUUAUGCCAUAUGGCAUGAAGGAUGUACCUGAUCUUCCUACAUUCAUAAAAACCAAGGGAUACAAGAAAAUUGGAAUAGAUGCACAUACAACUCCGCAAAAAGUAUUGGAACAUUAUGAGUCUGUAGCUGAUACUGCAUUCUUCGUGGAACUAUACAAAAAUCCCAUAUAUGAAAUAUGGGACUCCAGACCUACGUUACCGGUGGACCACAUAUUCAUCCACCCUGAAAAGUAUACAGGAAUGAGUACUAUCGCAAAAUUAACAGAAAUAAGGGGUGCUCUAAAAAAGGAAAAGGCAGAUGCAGUUGUGUUCUCAGUGCUAGAUGAAAUAGCUUAUGUAUUAAACCUUAGGGGCAGCGACUGCGAUACGUCACCGUUAUUCUAUAGCUACCUCGUUGUAGGAGAAAUUGAUGCCGUGCUUUUUAUCGAUGAAAGAAAGGUACCUGACUCCGUCAGGGAUGAAUUGGCUUCCUGGGGAGUACAGAUAAUGCCAUAUGAAGAACUCUUUUUAUUCCUAAGGCACUUGCCGCAAAAAAUGACAAAGAAGAAUGAUGUAAAGACAUAUACCCUUUGGGCAUCGCAUUCUGCCUCAGUGGCUAUAUGUGACUCUUUCAUGUCCGGUGACAGUAAGCUCAUACAGAAAAGGCUAAUACAAAAGCCAACCCCUGCAUGCUGGAUGAAGGCCAUCAAGAACAAGGUUGAAUUGGAAGGCAUGACAGAAGCGCAUAUACAAGAUGCUAUCGCAUUAGCAGAGUUCUUUGCCAAAGUUGAGAAUAUGAAACAAGAUGGAACGCUGUUCACCGCUGAUGAACUCAUACUUGGUUCUAUGAGUAGCCAAUGCCGUGCUGAUAUGCCAGAUAACAGAGGAAUAUCGUUCCAUCCUAUAUCAUCUAUAGGGUCGAACUGUGCGGUAGUACAUUAUCGCGCCACAGAGGAAAUCAAGGCUAAAAUAGAACCAAAAAUAUAUUUGCUAGACUCAGGUGGACAGUAUCCUGGAGGAACCACAGAUGUCACCAGGACAAUACAUUUCGGUACACCAAGCGAUGAAGAAAAAGAGGCAUAUACCCAAGUACUCAAGGGGCACCUAGCUCUUGGGCAUGCAAUAUUCCCUGAACAUACCUCGGGAGCAACACUAGAUAUACUCGCUCGACAAUACCUGUGGGCAUCUGGUCGAAACUAUUACCACGGGACGGGACACGGAGUAGGUUCGUACCUAAAUGUACACGAGGGGCCCAUGUCAAUAUCGUUAUUAACAAAACCACGCAUGGGAGACUAUAAAGUUAUAUACCUCGAACCAGGAAUGGUUCUCUCAAACGAACCUGGAUUCUACAAGGAAGGACACUAUGGAAUACGUAUAGAAAACAUGAUAUACGUAAAACCCGUGGAAGGAGAUUUUUCAAAAGAUAAAACGGAAUUCCUGACUUUCGAAACGUUGACAUUAGUACCGUACUGCAAGGAACUCAUGAAUAUCGCCAUGUUGUCCCAGCAAGAAAUUGACUGGAUCAACCAAUACCACGCAAGAAUCGCAGAUAUACUCUUACCGAGAAUGGAAGCACUGUCACCCACGAAGUACGCAGACGCUAUAAAGUACAUCAAGGCCGCCGCUGAACCCAUCAGCGUUUAGACACUACUUCCUCAA